UCCGAGAGCAUCGUUCACAAGUGUUGCGCGAUCCCUGACUUCCAUCAGGGCAGAGUUACAGGUCCUUUGCCGGCGCGGGGAGGGGGCAGUCCAACAGAAUCCGCCCAGCAGAGGAGGAAGCCACCACACACUGCCAGCCGAAAGGAUGUCUCAGUCCUGAAGAUGACAGAGCACAAAGGCACCCUCCAAUGACAGGGGUGCCACCUCCGACUGGUGGCUCCCUGUUGAUCUGAAGGAACUUGUCCACCGUCGUUCCUGAAAACCGCUUUCUCUCCUAAUUCAUGAGCCAGCAGGAUGCGGUCGCCGCGCUUUCAGAACGCCUUCUCAUAGCUGCGUACAAAGGCCAAGCAGAGAAUGUGGUUCAGCUCAUCAACAAGGGCGCCAAGGUAGCGGUUACCAAGCAUGGCCGGACCCCCCUGCAUCUUGCUGCCAAUAAGGGCCAUCUCUCUGUGGUCCAGAUCUUGCUGAAGGCUGGCUGUGACCUCGAUGUCCAGGAUGACGGGGACCAGACAGCCCUGCACCGGGCUACGGUGGUGGGGAACACGGAGGUCAUUGCAGCGCUCAUUCAGGAGGGCUGUGCCCUGGACCGGCAGGACAAGGAUGGGAAUACGGCCCUGCAUGAAGCGUCCUGGCACGGGUUCAGCCAGUCGGCUAAGCUGCUCGUUAAGGCUGGAGCCAAUGUGCUGGCCAGGAACAAGGCCGGGAACACCGCUCUGCACCUGGCCUGCCAGAACAGCCACUCCCAGAGCACACGUGUCCUCCUGCUGGGCGGCUCCCGCGCAGACCUCAAGAACAACGCAGGCGACACCUGUUUGCACGUUGCUGCACGCUAUAAUCACUUGUCCAUCAUUAGGCUCCUCCUCAGUGCUUUCUGUUCUGUCCAUGAAAAGAACCAGGCGGGAGACACCGCACUCCACAUUGCCGCGGCUCUAAAUCACAAGAAGGUGAUUAAGAUCUUACUGGAAGCUGGAGCGGACGGGACCAUUGUCAAUAAUGCAGGCCAGACUCCACUGGAGACAGCCCGCUGUCACAAUAAUCCAGAAGUCGCCCUUCUUCUCACUAAAGCGCCCCAGGUUUUGCGUUUCACUCGCGGGCGAAGCCUGAGGAAAAAGAGAGAGAGGCUCAAGGAAGAGAGGAGAGCGCAGUCUGUGCCAAGAGAUGAGGUGGCACAAAGCAAGGGCAGUGUCUCCGCGGGAGACACCCCCAGCAGUGAGCAGCAGGCUGUGCCCGGGAAAGAAGAGGCCAGAGAAGACUUCCUGUCCGCCUCCCCCGAGCCCAGGGCAAAGGACAGCGGGAGGAGAAAGUCAAGGCCCAAGGUGCCAGCCUUUUCAGACCCUACGCCACCAGCAGACCAACAGCCUGGGCCCCAGAAGGAUGCACACGCUCACGGCCACCCUAAAAAGAGGAGCCGGCAUCGGUGUUCAUCCCCACCCCCUCCCCACGAGUUCCGAGCCUACCAGCUCUACACCCUGUACCGGGGCAAGGAUGGGAAAGUCAUGCAGGCGCCUAUAAAUGGCUGUCGAUGUGAACCUCUCAUCAACAAGCUGGAGAACCAGUUGGAGGCAACUGUAGAGGAGAUCAAAGCUGAGCUGGGGUCUGUCCAGGAUAAAAUGAAUAUAAAGCUGGGGCAUAUGGAGACUAAGACCCAGCACCAGAUGCGUGUGCUGGACAAGCUGAUGGUCGAGCGACUCUCCGCCGAGAGAACCGAGUGUCUGAGUCGCCUGCAACAGCACUCGGACGCGGAGCGGCACGAGGGAGAGAAGCGGCAGAUGUCGUUGGUGGAGGAAUUAAAGACUUGGUGCAUGUUAAAGAUUCAAAAUCUGGAGCUGAAGCUUUCUGGAGAGUCAAGAGCCUCCAGGACGAAGUCCACACCAUCUACUUGCGAAUCGUCUACAGGUGCGGAUCCAUCGGUGGUGACUGCGGGUCCGGUAGCCACAUCCGACGGCUCCCCUCAGGUGGUCAGGCCCAAAGAGAAGGCCCCGGGCUCCACGGCCGCCCACAGCCUCCAGCAGGAGCUGGCUUCCUCCGACUGUGCAGGUUCGAGACUCAGGAGCGUCAGGGUCCGGACAGCCUCGCAUGCGGCAGUCACCGGUGAUCAGCAGCAGGCUGGGCCCUGCGUCAACAGAAGCACCCAAACCAAGAAGUCUGGGAAAAGUGGGCAGGCGAGGCCCCGAGGCCAGCCAUCAGCAUCCAGAACGAGCUGUGGGGCGGCGGGUGGCGAGCAGACAGCCCCGCAGGGCCGAGACACCUCCCAGGCCCUGGAGCUGACACAGUACUUUUUUGAGGCUGUUUCUACCCAGAUGGAAAAGUGGUAUGAAAGGAAGAUUGAAGAAGCACGGAGCCAAGCCAAUCAAAAAGCCCAGCAAGACAAGGCCACCCUGCAGGAGCACAUCAAAAGCUUAGAAGAGGAACUUGCUAAACUAAGGACUAAGGUGCAGAAAGAAAAUUAGGACCAAGGACGUGGCACAAGAACGGUCUCUUGAGAUGAGGUUUCGCAACUGCGGAGAGCCUGGGCCCCAGGGGCCCGCUGUGUGCAGAGAGCAGACUGGCCUUGGAAAGCAUGUCUCCGUCUGAAACGUGUCAGACACACGUCUCCAUGCCCCGGAGCUAGGAAGACGUCAACAAUUAAGCUGGAACCAGGGGCCGCUUGCCUCGUUUCAGGUUUACCUGCUCCAAACCGGAAGCAGCCAUGUUCAUCUGGAGUUCAAAAGCUCAGAUCAAGGGAGCCGAAUGAUGGGAAAGCCUACACCCUGAAAGUCAGGAUUGUAUGAGACAAUACAAACCCACAAACAAGGACAGAAAGCAACCCCUUGUGGACGUGCACCAGUCAUUCAGAUACACACACCUGCCGUGCCUAGACAGGAAGGUCUCUCUCAAAGCGCCGUCACUUACAAGAUGCACUAAACCCUUUCUCUGAGAUUCCAAAAUAAUGCCAGUGUAACCAGGUGGGAUUUUCACGUCACAAGAUUCAGUGUAUUUCAAAAUGUGAAAAUCAGAAUAUAUAUACAAUAAGUAAUAUUUGGCCAAUCGCACUAUUCCUGAGCUCAAAUGAAAGCUUCCCAUUGUCUGAUCAUGGUCUCUGCAUGUUGAGCUCAGAAAUUUUGAAAAACCGUUAGCAAUUUUUUAAACAGAUAAAAGGAAAAACUACACACCUAACAAUUACCUGAAAGUUCAGUUAAAAAAAAAAUCAAGCCCAGAGAUUGCAGAAUACCUUGCUAUAUUUGAGCUUAUUGGUCUAAAUUUCAUAAAUAGGUUCUUUGUUAAAAAAUACUUCGUUUUGAACCGAGUUCCUGGAAGAACCUCAGAAGCUGUCCUCUGCUUUACAGUGAUUGUUAGGCUACCAAAGGCAGUGUCGUGGUUUAGGACAGUGACCCAGUUUAGGGAGUCCUGGUGGCUUGGUGGUUAUGAACUGGGCUGCUAACCACAAGAUGGGCAGUUUGAAACCACCAGCAGCUCCUCGGGAUAAAGACGAGAGAGGGAGAAAAGUUAGUGCUGGAAAUCUACAGCGGCAGCUCCAUCCUGCUCUAUCGGGUCGUUAGGAAUCACGUGAGUUUGGUUGGUUGGCUACCCAGUAAAGGAUCCUCGAGGGCACAGGGUUUACUCAUUGGGCUGCUACCCUUGAGGUCAGCAGUUUAAAACCACAAGUUGCUCCUCAGGAAAAAGAUGAGGCUCUGCUCCGGCUUUACCGCCUCGGAGACUGCCAGGGGCAGCUCUGCCCUGCCUUACGGCGGGAUCGGUAGGAGUCCAUCAGCUGGAUGGCAGUUUGGAGUGGUUUGGUUCCUCCGUGACAUGGCACUGUAAGGAUUAAACUUCUUGUCCUUUGGAAUAUUGUAUUCCUCUCCUCAGAAUUCCCUGUAUGCAUGGAAAUGUCAAUUCCGUUUUUAUAAACACCAGUCGGCCAAGUCACAACUGAUACUUGUGUGAAUAAAAUAUUGCUCACAGAGCCAGAGGGAGCAUGUCAUGGGGCACCGAGUAAAACAGAGUAGGCUUUUAACCCACCCCCACCUUUUUUGCCAAUCAGGUUCUUAUUUUUUAUUUUGGAUAGCCACCACUGCCGGACAGAGAACCUGCUGGUGGUAAAAGUGAUUCAGCCCUGUCGGCUCAGUGAUGCCACGGGGCAACGCCCUGCAGGGUUUGUGGAACUGUAACCUGCCAGACACGGAGCUGUUGGGUGGAUUUGAGCCACCGGCCUUCGAGUUAGCAGGCAAGUGCUGAACCCUCGUGCUGGCAGGUCUCCUGUGUGAACGCCACCGAACCUGAUUUGGGGAAUUAAUCCCAUGCUCGCGCCGCCGAGUGUAUUUUCAUGCUUGCCACCCUGUCUUGUCCCUACCGUCUGCCAGCCCCUCCUCAGUUGGCCACACCAAAGGCACUUUAUUCCCAACUCAUUACUCGUUUUAAUGCAGAAUCAAGAUUUUGGAUGGUACCUUUCUAAACCCACCCCGACAAGCUAGCAUCUAACCUCUUUGGAGGCCUUCUACAGAAAUAUCAGGAACUGCCUGAUCCUCAAAGAAAACACGAGUGCUUGAGUGGGCCACUGAUCAAACUGUGCCUGUCACCUUAAGGGAUGUGUGUCCUUCAGGUGUCGACUACUGAAAUGAAACGGAGCUUUGACUCUGCUCAUAGACUACUGAGUACUCCUUGUAGGAGUACUGUGAUUCUCAGCUUCCUGACCCUGGGCAGCAGGCAGCUUGUCACUGUGAACUGGAUUUUUCUUUUGGUCAAAGGUCACAGGGAAGGAAUUGUCCAGGGAGGAAUGAGAAAAGUCCAGUGGACCUAGUGUGGCACAUUGUGUGGCUCUUGUCCUUGGUAAUCUUCCUAGGUGGAGGAGGGAGAGGAAAUAGAUCAGGGCCAGCCCUGCUUUCACCCCAAAGGAAACAAAAGCUUCCCAAGACUCGAUGCAAUCGCUUGAUGCUUGCCACAGGUGUGCUUCCUGUGUUGUUUCUUGGCAUUGUCAAAAUCGGAACCCUAAGCCCAGCGUGUAUUUUUCCCUCUUUUAUAUUCUCGUGCUGCUUGUUCAAAUGAGCAGAUGCCACAACUGUACAUUUCCUUGGGAAUGCAGCUGUUAGCCAGGUGGAAGUUGUCAUGUGGGCUGUGCCUCACGCGGGCUGGAACGUGUGAUAGCAGGGCGGGAACAAGUGGUGUAGAACGCAGAAAACGUGUCACAUUGCAAGGCUUUCAGAGUGUUCGUCAGUGCACACUUGCAUCACAGAGCCAACAUGUGACAGGCUGAAUAAUUAUGAAUUCAUCACCUUUUACUUUGGUAGCCCACGAGAAAGCAAUGUUCUCGUGCUUAUACUUUCUCUUUGGAGUAAAAUGUUAAUAUCCACGAGGGCCUGUUAUUUGUCUAUUUUACUUAUUGUCACCUUGAAUUUGUCUCAUUCAAGCUUGAAUUGUAUCUCAUUCAAGCACCAAAAACUGCUCUCACUACUACAGAUGUUAAAACCUCCUUAUUUAGCAAAUGCUGAGUUGAGAAUGUUUCGUUCAGCCUACAUUUUCAUUUGUGUUGUUGACCAAAGCGACAAUUCCUCAGAGUGCCUUCACCCAGCCAUUCUUCGCCCGUGUCUGUGAAAGUGUGAACUCCAACUGCUUUACAGUAGAAACUGGGGCACUGCAUGAAAACCAAACCAAAACGCUGCUCCAACCUGGCCAGGCCUCUCGGCGCACCCUGCAACGGGCUUUGUUCAAGCUGGUGACCACUUGGGAACUACUGAGCCAUCGGACAGAGAGAACAUCAUUUGUAAUAGCUAGACACUAUGCAAGCUCAGUUAAUGCUGUUACUUUGACGAAUCAAGCCAAAGUUCCUAAAAGGUAAAUACAUUUCUUCUUGUAAAGCGUGGAUUGUAGAAGCCAAUCAAUCAAAUAAAACUUAAAAAGACAAAACCA
Messenger RNA from Echinops telfairi (small Madagascar hedgehog), 5883 nucleotides. RefSeq names its product ankyrin repeat domain 6 (gene ANKRD6). The record is from RefSeq and is a predicted model, not a curated record. The transcript has 16 exons. The coding region runs from base 282 to 2450 and encodes 722 amino acids. Gene Ontology annotation, molecular function: protein binding. NCBI's taxonomy places the organism in Eukaryota, Metazoa, Chordata, Mammalia, Afrosoricida, Tenrecidae.